AUGGACUCCCCAAUUGUGGCACGACUGUUUCGGCAGUUAUUCCAACACAAGAACUGUGAGGUUUUACGAUCUCAUUCUUCGUUAUCUCCCCGAGUAUGGAAUGGGCAUGGUUCGCAGUUGAGAUGUUUGUCAACCACCAGUAGGAGGGGCAGAGGAGUGAAGGAGACAAGCAAGAAUGAAAGCCAUUGGCAGCAGAGAACAGAUAUCUUUCCGAUAGAUAUGAUGGAGGAAUUCAAUAAGUAUCCCAUGGUUACAGCAGAUCAAUUAAGGGGGAGGAGAGAAAGGCCAAGGCGUGUGAAGAUGCUCACACGAGAUUUCAUUGAAGAUAGUUUAUACAAUCCUUCUUAUGGUUAUUUCUCCAAGCAAGUCGUCAUCUUUACUCCUGGCGAGCCUUUCGACUUCAACUCCCUCGAAGAUGAACCAGCCUUUCACCGUCUCCUGGGACAACGAUACACCGAGUUUGAAGACGAGUUGGACCUCAAGUCUCCUAAUGAGACUCGCCAAUUAUGGCAUACACCAACAGAGCUCUUCAGACCCUACUAUGGUGAAGCUAUAGCCCGAUAUUUGAUCAACAAUUACAAAAUAUCGCAGUACCCAUACCACGAUCUCAUAAUCUACGAAAUGGGUGCCGGAAAUGGUACUCUUAUGCUCAACAUACUCGACUAUAUUCGUGCCACAGAACCCGAGGUAUAUGCCAGCACAAAGUUCAAGAUCAUUGAGAUAUCCAGCAAUCUCGCAUCGCUACAAAAGUCGCACCUAUUACGGAAUGCCAAUUCUCGAGGACACUCGUCUAAAGUUGAGAUUAUCAACAAAUCAGUUUUCGAAUGGAACCAGAUAGUUCCCUCACCAUGCUUCUUCCUCGCCAUGGAGGUUUUUGACAACUUUGCCCACGACUCUAUUCGAUAUGACCCUGUUACCGAAGAACCUCUCCAAGGCACCGUCUUGAUAUCCAACACUGGCGACUUUUACGAAUUCUACACUCCCACCAUCGACCCUAUAGCAUCUAGAUUCCUUCGCGUACGACACGCUGCUACCAAUGGGAAAUAUCCACACCCCCUUCCGCAGAACAGACUAGUGAAAACUUUGAGGAACAAUAUGCCAUUCGCUCCGAAUCUCAGUCAGCCAGAGUAUAUACCCACGAGACUUAUGCAGUUCUUCGAUAUUCUGGCCAAGUAUUUCCCGGCGCAUAGAUUAGUAACAAGUGAUUUUCAUUCGCUGCCGGACACGAUCAAGGGAGUCAAUGCACCAGUUGUGCAGACAAGAUAUAAAAGAAGAACAGUUCCUGUUACGACGCCUUUUGUGCAUCAAGGAUACUUUGAUAUAUUGUUUCCUACUGACUUCGCUGUCAUGGAUAAUGUAUACAGAGCCAUCACGGGAAAGUUCACACAAGUGUUAUCACAUGAAGAAUUUUUGAACCGAUGGGCUUAUGUGGAACAGACGGAGACCAAGAACGGAGAGAAUCCUCUCUUGACGUGGUAUAAGAAUGCCAGUGUUCUUACCACUGUAUGAAAGUAAAAUGCCAAGUAAAUCUGGCCACUGUACACCCUUCCCUCAUUGGAUAAUAAACAACAGAAAGAGAUCAAGAAAAAGGUGUAUUCCCUGCAGCGUCGAAGAUAAUAAUGCUCCAGCAAUAGAAGCGCCAACCUUGCUACUCCAACAUCAACAUGCUUAAGCUCAUAUGUAUAAAUAUGUUCGCGAAAAGCAGCCCAAUACCUCCAGUUUUACAUCAUUCUGUCGCAUGUCACGAUUUACUUAUUUUCUCGUCUCAGCACACAUGUAGAAGUUCGCAAUUUCUUUCUUCAAAUCCCAAGCCCUUUGCAAAACUUUUGCUCGCUCAGAGGAAUUCAUCUCAAGCAUGAAUUUGAAAUUGUUCUUGUCUUCUUUUGAGUUGAGCAUGUUCCAUUCCUCCUUGAGCCUUGUUUGUGUAGCGUUGAGAGAUUUAAUGCUUUCGAUAAACACUUCUUCUUUUUCACUCAAAAUUACGCCCAUGUUUGAUCUGGCGAAUUUCCAAAGUUCUUUCAAAGUCUGGGAAGGGUCGGUUGAAACAUGCACGUUUGUAACUUGGGCGACGAAACCUCUCUCUGGUGAAAAAUUGGGGAUUGCAGAGGUAGAAUCAUCAAUCCUAAGAUCUUCUGCGAGCACAUGAGUGAUUCUGUCGACCAGAAGCUCCGAUUGAGAAGCGUUUUCGGUAGUCAUGGCGUUCUGUAGUAGUCGUUCGCCUUGUUGUAUCAGGUUGAAAAUUUCAUUGAUCCUUUCAGUAACAGUAUCGAAUUGAGACCUUUGUUGCUCGAUCCUAUCUUUGAUUGUGGGAAAGAGAUAUUCAAAAGUGUUGCUGGUAUGCUCGCAAUUUUGGUUGGGUUCAAUGUUGUUAAGCUCAGUUUCGUAC
Botrytis byssoidea is the source of this 2386-nucleotide messenger RNA. RefSeq lists its product as uncharacterized. The coding region runs from base 1 to 1509 and encodes 502 amino acids. Lineage: Eukaryota; Fungi; Ascomycota; Leotiomycetes; Helotiales; Sclerotiniaceae. Gene Ontology annotation, molecular function: protein-arginine omega-N symmetric methyltransferase activity. The transcript has 4 exons. The record is from RefSeq and is a predicted model, not a curated record. Gene Ontology annotation, cellular component: mitochondrion.